AUGGUCGGUCAAAUCACCUAUACUGAGGAAGAAAUUAUCUUCAUUCUCCAUCACAGCCUCGUCAAGGACAAGGAUCAUAAGGACACCUUGCGCGAGUACGAACAGCGAUUCAGCAAGACUCUCACCAUGGCUCAAUUGAAAUACGUCAGAGCCAAAUAUGGCCAUGAUCCUGAAUUCGGCACGGCAAUGAUCAAUGGACAGGUCCCGGACAAUGGCGGUAAUAGAAAGACUGCGGUUCCAUCUCCAUGGCAGGAAGCAAUGGUUGCACCCAUCCAGUGCGAAAACGAUCAAAACGAUCAAUCCUUCACAUCUUCUACGAAUGAGGAUGAUUCAGUCUCUGAGGAUCACAUGCUGCAGGUCCUGGCAAGCUAUGUAUACAAUUCUCCCUCAGAGGCUCCCGGGAAGCUGGCUUUGUCCUCCGACGAGGUACAGCAGGAUGAGCAGGCGCGCAUCGACGCAGAGGAGUAUGCUGCUGCACACGAAAAGAUUCUGCAGAUGUUCGAGGAGGAUCCCGACCGCCCGUAUGGUGUACAGCCUGUUCAGCAGCACUACGAGCAAAUGCUCUUCCCUUCUACAGUGCAGAAGCGAAAGCGGGAUGAGCUUGAGGAAGCGGGUGAUGGACCGAUCACAGCCCCGGAUUCAGGCUUAUCUCCUCCAGUGCUUGAAGGACCUCAAGAGAGCAUCCCGAAGCGUUUGAAGACCCAGCCGCAGGAGACAUACUCCCAGGAGCUCCCUGCUCAGUAUUUAUCCCCGAUGCCAAACAACAACGCACCCCAGACGACCGGACACGAUGAUGAAGCGUUGAACCUACUCAAUGUCAAUCUUCCCGAAGUCCCUGUAACCCCCGAGAAUCUGAGAAUGAGCACAGAUCAUGUGCAUGCAGACCCCAGUUUGUCACCCCUGACAAAGCUUCUCAAUAGCAUCGACAAUGAGUAUCCUCAAGGACCAACAACUGACAGCUCGUUUUUCGCACAGCUCGAUCGCCCGAUGGACCCAUCUGGCUAUAGCACCGUCAACUUCGAGAAUACUAUGUUCCAAGAACCAUAUCCAUCAGCUGCUCCCACUUGGACAGGGGCAGACCCAACGAUGUGCUCUGCGAGCCCCAGCCUCAACUUCUCCCAGUCCACGCAAUUUGCGCCAUGGGAAGCACCCUACAACGAGGAAGAGAGCAACUUCUGGGGUACCCAAUCAGGCACCUGGCAGGGCGUGACUGGUUAUGAUACCGCACCGGGAUUCAACUUAGAUCUGCUCGUUCCACAGUAUACCCAAACUUCUGCACCUUAUGCAUAUGCUGAGUUGAUGGCCAGCGGCAGCGGAACACACCAAGAUUCCGGAGCCUUAAUUUCUGCGCAGCAACAAAUCGAAGGCCAGAACGUCGCUAGCUUCUCUGGCGGCAUCAGCGUCGACUGGAACAACGUGAGCAAUGCCGAGUGGGAAGAACUGUUCAUGUACAGUGCAGAGCCACAGGGCCAUGCCGACUAUUCUCAGCAGUUCUUUGGUCCUCUCGAGUAG
Messenger RNA from Colletotrichum lupini, 1512 nucleotides. RefSeq lists its product as uncharacterized. Bases 1 to 1512 code for a protein of 503 amino acids. The record is from RefSeq and is a predicted model, not a curated record. Lineage: Eukaryota; Fungi; Ascomycota; Sordariomycetes; Glomerellales; Glomerellaceae. The transcript has 3 exons.